Messenger RNA from Cyprinus carpio (common carp), 1697 nucleotides. RefSeq names its product regulator of G protein signaling 21-like. Lineage: Eukaryota; Metazoa; Chordata; Actinopteri; Cypriniformes; Cyprinidae. The record is from RefSeq and is a predicted model, not a curated record.
UUUGUGAGAACAGCCCGCUCAUAUUAACUGAAAUAACCGAAGCACAGCAGCGCGCCAACACAUAUCAGCACCAGAAAAGUUUUUAAGAUGCCAACCAUACUGACAUCUUCAACUGAAAUAAAGAACAUGAACAAGGAGGAUAAACCAGUCAAUUCCAGAGACAGAAAAUUCUCCCUCCUCAGGAUACUAGCCAAGUGGCGGUUUUGUCGCCCGUUGACAGACAAACUGAACCCUGAUGAGUCCCUGCUGUGGUCCCAGUCACUGGAAAACCUUCUUAGAUCCAAAUAUGGCAUGGCAACAUUCCACACCUUCCUCAAAUCUGAGUUCAGCGAUGAGAACAUUGAAUUUUGGCUGGUUUGCGAAGACUUCAAAAAAAUCAGAAGUUCAUCCAGACUGUGCUCAAGGGCCAAGAAGAUAUUUGAGCAUUACAUCAAGGCAGAAGCUCCCAAAGAGAUAAACAUUGACCAUGUCACCAGAGAUCUUAUCAAGCAGAACGUCCAAGCUCCCACAAGAGUGUGUUUCGAUGAAGCUCAGAGGAUUGUCUACGGUCUUAUGGAGAGGGAUUCCUAUCCCAGGUUUCUGCGCUCGGACAUAUACAGAUCACUUCUGGAAUCAGUCUCACAUAGGAUUAAGGUCUGAGAACAUCUUGAAUGAGGGACUUUAGGACUCCAAACGUAUCUGUGGGACUGUUGGUGCAAUGGGCAAGAUGGCCGUGGAGUAAUCAGGCUUUGUUGAGAUGCAGGCCUGGACUCGGGUUGCACCGGACAUUGUGAUCCACAUAAAAGCUUGAAUAAGCUAUUGUUUAUACAGUAUGUACUGAUUGUUCUGCGUGGUUGUGGGAUAUACAAACACAACUGAGCUUUCUGUACAGCUCACCUGUGAUGAUCCACUGAAAUGUGCUGCAACCACAGGAACACCAUAUGGACCUUAUUUAACUUUAUUACUUUGAAGAGUGUCAAAUCUGAUUAGCAUGAGAUGCCUUGGGAAUAAUACUAAUUACAUUUUAAAAACGAAUUCUUUAAUAUUAAUUCAUAACUCAGUGAGCAACAACAAUUUCAUGUGACAUGAAAUGAUCUGUAAACACACAAUGCAAAUGUAAAUCCCACAGUUUUUGUGUCCAGUGAGGAACUUAUGGGAUAUUCUCACAGUAAUAUGUAGAACACACCUAGCAAUUUCAGUUUUUCUAUGAUUUCUCAGUUGGAUAUUAUUUCAGGAAGUCAGCAAGUAAAAGAGUGUGGCUUGUGUUCCAUGGAUGCAUCAAAUUACCACUGAUUUCUGAAUGACAAAUUAAUGUGAUGGACUUAGAAAACAUGUGAGACAUGUGAAUUCCAGGUUGUCUGGAUGUUCAUUUUUAAGAGCCGUUUAAUAACUUAAUAAACACAACUACAAAGAAGAAGACAUUUCUUUUUUGUUGUUGUUGUUUUAGGUAUGGUGAGGCCUAAAGAUGCAUUUGGAAGCCAAGAUUAAAAGUGUGACUGUCACUGCAUUAGAUAAAGAACAUAACGAACCAAGUGACAUUUAUUUUAAAGGAAGGAACACUUCUGCAGCAAAACUAUUUAACAAAAUGAUGUUUGUUAAGUUUGAAAUGAUGUUUGAAAGACAAUGGAUAUUCUGCUCAUUGCAAAAAUUCAGGCUGUCUGGAUGUUAAUUUUAAAGAAGCAUUUAAUAACUUAAAUAAAAAUGUAAGAAGAAAGUAA